Molecule: messenger RNA, 1566 nt
Organism: Eupeodes corollae
Lineage: Eukaryota; Metazoa; Arthropoda; Insecta; Diptera; Syrphidae
Exons: 7
Coding region: 1-1404 (467 amino acids)
Source: RefSeq, a predicted model, not a curated record
AUGAAUAACUGUGAAAUUGGAGAGGUGGUUUAUGUUGCAGCGGAAAAUGAAUUUGUCAUUGAAACCCCAAUAAACAUAAUCGAAGAAAAUGCGUAUUCAAAGGAAAAACCAAUUAUUAUCGAUGCAUUAACCGCUGAUUUAGAAGAAGGUAUUGAAGAUCGAAAUGAGAUGAAAGAAUUAAUUUGCGAUAAAUUUGGAUUUGAUGAAAUGGUUUAUAAGCGUCUUAUUGAUAAUGGAUUUGAUAUUGAAAGUCUCCUACUUGUUACUGAAUCAGAAAUAAAUGAUUUAUUCCCUGCCCCUCUUUUGGGAACAAGAGCUAAAUUUAAAUUUCAUCUAAAUAUUUAUAGACAAAAAUCAUCUAAAAACGUUUCUGACGCUUGUAAAAAUUGGAUUGAAUCUCAAUGUUUAAGCCAGAAUUCAACUGAAGCUAACAGUGAUUUAAGUUCACCAACAUCAUCAACUACUUCUUUUGGGGAUGAGUCAAAAAUUUUUAAUAAUAUAACACUGCAAGAUCUCUUACAAACAACAGAAAAAGGCCAGGGUGAAUACUAUAUGCACAAAAGAGGUCACGGCCUUAAUCCCACCGGUAAACUUCAUGAUAAGGCAGUUAACGCUAGAAUCAAACUGAAAAGUUUCAAAAGGAAACUCGUGAGUGAGAACAAAGAUCAUGACACAACAGAAAUUGAUCCCGAGUUAAAUGAAGCGGAUAUUCCCUAUAACUCUGAAAUUGAAGAAACUAUUGCUUGGCUCAAACACAACAAUGAACCAUGGUCGGAAGUUCAAAAAAGAUGGAAGAAAGUAGCGAGGCAAAGACAUCGAGAUAUUCAAAAUAAUUCCUUAAAUAUCUUCUCAGAGUGGCCACUCUUCAAACAUUCUCUUGGACAUACACUUGUUGAAAUUGACUAUGAAAUUUUGAAACCCAACAAUCGAUCGCAACUAUUUCAGCUCUGGCCUUCAUUUACUGCAAGGAUUGUUCCACUUUUACAACAAAAACUAAAGGAUAAAGCAUCGUUGGCAUUUUUAAAGAAUUUUGAAAAUAUUGAUGCAAAUUCUCGUGAUUUUUUUAUUCUCUCUUCAAUCCAUGUCCUUUUAAAACCACCAAUAAUAUCUGUUGGAAAAAAUGAAUCAAAGAAAUCAAAAUGGAAACCAUCAAUUAAGGAUGCCCAGGACUCCUGUUUUUUAUAUUGCUCUUCGAUUCUUGAUUAUACGGUCAAAGUAGAAAAUUUACGCCAAAAAUACCACACGAAGGGACUAACAUUGCAACCGAUCAUUAUAGUAAUAGGUAAAGAAAAAACAGAACUUGAAUAUUUUUACAGUUACUAUGAUGACGUUUUGUACAAAUUUUCUACAUUGCUUAAAUGCUUAGAUUCAACAUUUAAACCUUUUUCAUGUAUUAAAUUUUAAUUAUCCGAAAGAGGGUAAGCAAUUGUAUUUAUUUCUUGAAAGCUUUUUUUACAAUUUUGCUUGCCAACCAAAUGCUAAUAUAAAUAGCCUUACAUGUAGUUUGCGUCAGUAAAAAAAAACUUUUUUGUAACAGAAUGCAAAGUUAUUUAAUUCUUUAUUAGU